Messenger RNA from Scatophagus argus, 2651 nucleotides. RefSeq names its product t-complex-associated-testis-expressed 1 (gene drc5). Gene Ontology annotation, molecular function: small GTPase binding; GTPase activator activity. The transcript has 4 exons. Gene Ontology annotation, cellular component: perinuclear region of cytoplasm; nucleus; cytosol. Gene Ontology annotation, biological process: nucleocytoplasmic transport; flagellated sperm motility; activation of GTPase activity. The record is from RefSeq and is a predicted model, not a curated record. Lineage: Eukaryota; Metazoa; Chordata; Actinopteri; Scatophagidae. Bases 265 to 1596 code for a protein of 443 amino acids.
AGGUUGAUUUGCCACUUUGAAGAUGUGUUUCAGUGAUUCAUUUACAGCAAGCUAGUCGCAGUUAAGCUAACAUAUGCGCAGGGGGUGUUGGGUGCUUUGCUUAUCCUUUAGCUUACACAUGUUGACUUUUGCUAGCGCUCAGAGAUAGCUUCUAGUAACUUUUCUAGUUCCAAUUUAUUGAGCGAAAGUGGUGUGAUGUAAAACUUUAAUGUGUAUUUUAAUGUUUCCUAGCAGAGGAUAGUCAGGUACAAUGAGUCUGCAACGAUGUCCGUGUCACUUUUUCCCUCAGCAGCCAACAUCAAACCAACCGAAGGCUACAGAAAGAUGAUGAGGAGGAUCAUUGCUGAAGAUCCAGACUGGUCCCUGGCUACAGUGCCUUGUUUAGCAAACCUCUGCCUGCAAAGCAUCGUGAGAAACUUUGAGGAAAGGCCCAUAUUUGAAGACCUGACACCCAUCCAGAGAGACUUUGUGCAGGAGAGACUGUCCACUUCCCUGCAACUGGGUGUGACAGCCAACUUGAUCAGCGAUGGUGUCUACUGGAAGAGGUGCUGUGAGCAACGGUGGGGCCAUUGUGAUGUCUCUCAUUAUGGCCACAGCUGGAAACGAAUGUUUUUUGAGAGGCACAUGGAGAGCAUUAUUGAGCUUUUUAUUCCCGAUGUAACACAGUUGGAGACAGUUCUGGACAUGGUACCUCUUUGUAAUAACUAUGUUAAGAGACUGGACAUCUCCCAAGUCCUCCCGCCUAUCAAGGAGCCCCAGAGGGAGGGAGAGGAAUAUGACUCUGAGUAUGACGGGCCGUCUAUGGACCACUUCAACUUUAACAUCCUGCUCCCCAAACUGACAAACCUGGAAGAGCUCCAUUUGGUGUACAGGGUCAAACAGUGUGGUAUGAACUUUGAAUGGGAAAUGUUUGAGAUGACAGACAGAGAUUGUGAGUCCCUCGCCAAGGCCCUCAAGUCCUGUAAGACUUUGAAGCUUCUCAGGCUCCAUCAAAGCAACAUUGAGGACAAAAAGUGCCGCAUGCUGGUGAAAUACCUUUUGGACCACCCGUCCCUGAGGGAACUUGACUUUUCUCACAACCUGAUCGGAGACAAAGGAGCCAGAGCCAUCGGCAAACUGCUCACCAGUAGUAAACUGGAGACACUAAACAUGUGUGACAACAAUAUUAGAGGCCCAGGAGCUAAAGCUAUUGCUCAUGCCUUGUCCAAGAACUCCACCCUUCUGACACUCAACUUGCGUCUCAACCGCUUGCAAGAUGAGGGUGGUGAGGCUAUUGUCAAGGCCUUGCUGAACAACAACGUCCUAUGUCACCUGCACCUGGGAGGCAACGACGUGACGAGGCCCACUGCUGUUGCGCUGGCUGAAGUGCUACUUCAGAACAACACCCUGAAGUGCAUCAAUCUCUCCUGCAACAAGAUAGGUGUGGAUGGAGGUGAAGCCCUGGUGGAGGCCAUGGCUCUCAACACCAGCCUAACAGAAUUUGAUAUUCGUCUGACGGACGUUGAUGAACAGAGCGCUGCCUUCAUUGACCAGGUGGUUCAGACCAACCAGAGUUUGGCGCAAAAGAGACACGUUCAAGAGAGUCAAACCAACUAGACCUCAGCAGCUCUUGUUUUAAUACAAGCCCAUCUUUAUCAGUCAUACAUUAAAGUAGCUUCAUUUGACAAAAUGUUAAAAGGACUCUUUUAGCAAGAAUCCUUUUGAUCGUAGUAUGAGAGGGAUACUAAUCAUUUGUCCGUUUUCCAUAUACCCAUUUUGAAAUUUGAUGGUGUAUAUUUCUGAUGUCCACAGAUGAUCAGUGUGAAAAUUUCUCUUAUUUCCACUUCAAAGACUUUGAGUUUUGCCAGCUCUUACUACAAACAGAACCUUAAACAACGUGUAGAAACUAGAAGCAAAAAAAAACAGCAGUAUUACACGUCUCAUCAUCCGCCACAUCUUAAGACAGACCCUACAGCGCAUCUGGAAAGUAUUCACACCGCUUCGCUUUAUCCACAUUUUGUUAUGUUACAGUCUCAUUCCAAGAUGGAUUAAAUGUCUCCCUCAAACUUCUACAGAAAAUACCUCAUAAUGACAAAGUGAAGUUUGCUUGAGUUUUUUGCAAAUUUAUUAAAAACGAAAAACAAAAAAUGUAAUAUGUAUGUAAGUAUUCACACCCUUUGCUAUGACACUCAGAACUGAGCUCAGGUGCUUCCUGUUUCCUCUGAUCAUCCUUCAGAGGUUUCUACAACUAGAGUUGAGUCCACCUUUGGUAAAUUCAGCUGAUUGGGCAUGUGCUAAAAGCGAAGCAGUGUGAAUAAUUUCCGGAUGCACUGUAUAUGUGCUUUCCACAAAUACGCAAAGAAUCGCAUGUUGUCAUAAAAGUUUGACACAUAUUUUAGUGAUCACUUCAUUUUAUUGAGGAGCCUUUAUUUCAUUUUGAUACACAGAUUUGGUAUUCAGUCCUUAUGCAACAUCAAGGCAACGUUGUGGUGGUGUUGGAAUACAUACUGUUGUGUUUUUUAACCUAUGUCUAUUGGCUAAUAGUAGAGUCGUAACACCUUUGCAGGGCAGCAACAAAACAUCUUCAGUGUAAUUAAUGUCACAUUUUCCCAGUUGUUUAUCUUGCUUUAUCACUAGUUGUUUUCUAGAAUCUUAUAAAAAGAGGCAAAGCU